This is a messenger RNA of Cuscuta europaea, 1341 nucleotides long. Lineage: Eukaryota; Viridiplantae; Streptophyta; Magnoliopsida; Solanales; Convolvulaceae. The record is from the annotation of a GenBank genome assembly.
UCGUCACGGGGUGUAGAAGGGACAGGAAACAAUAGGAGAGUACGAAAGAUGAGGAAAAGGACGAUUGCGGUACUGGGGGUCGCAAUUUUGUGCUUCGUAAUUCUUAUGAUUGCCACUCCGGCCAUCUCUCAGUCUCAAGAGUACCACGACUUUGCUGAUCAACGCAAUUUCUUUGGGAUACGCAAUGCACUGAAUGUGAUUUCAAACUUCCCCUUCUUUGUCAUUGGAUUAGCAGGGCUAGUACUCUGUCAUUAUCGGAAUUAUUUUAAACUGAGCUUACAGGGAGAGUCUUGGGGUUGGUCGUGUUUCUACAUAGGUGUUACAGCUGUUGCUUUCGGGUCAGCUUACUACCAUCUUGAACCAAAUGAUUCUCGUCUGGUUUGGGACCGCCUUCCAAUGACUGUUGCGUUCACUUCUAUCGUUGCUAUAUUUGUCAUCGAGAGAGUGGAUGAGAGAAAGGGAUCUUUGUCUAUUAUCCCAUUGAUUUUGGCUGGAGUGAUAAGUAUUUUAUAUUGGAGAUAUUUUGAUGAUCUCCGUCCUUAUGCAGUUGUUCAGUUUGUUCCGUGCUUAGCCAUCCCUCUAAUGGCUAUACUAAUGCCUCCAAUGUAUACACACUCAGUAUAUUGGUUAUGGGCAGCCGCAUUUUAUCUCAUAGCUAAAAUUGAGGAAGCAUUGGAUAAACCAAUUUAUAAGUUGACUCAUCAUAUUGUGAGUGGGCAUACACUGAAGCAUUUAUGUGCUGCAAUGGUUCCUCUCUUCUUGACUCUAAUGCUUGCAAAGAGGGAGGUAAUUCAAACAGAGAGCCAGAGAAGAAGUUUUGUGCAGAUAUGGAAAAUAUCACGGGAUAAACUCAAGCUGAAAGGGAACGGUACGGAAUUAGAGAGUUCCGAAUGCAGCUAUGCAUAUAUUCCUGUUGAAGACUGAGUGGGGAGCAUCCAUCUUUCAUGGCCAGUGACAGAUACUUCUUCCCACCCACAAAAAACAGUCUAUAUACUUGCUAACACACCUUUUGUGGGCAUAUUGCGAGGUUUUGUUACAAAACAAGAAAGAAAAAAGAGAAAUGGAUGAUAAUUGUAAUAUGGUUGGUUGAGAAAAUGGAGUUCACAAUCAGUUCCGUUUUGGUAUGGAACCAACCGUUGACAGAUGUGAGCACCUAGCAUUGUCAUCCAGAGUGUAUCCGUUUGGCAUACUUCCAGUUCCGUCCACUGGUUACUCAAUAUAUAAUGCGGAGUGGAAUAUAAAUAUAUAAUCAAUCAAAAGACAUUAAAGUUAGAAGAUGUGUGAUGAUCAUCUGAUGAACGUUUAUCACAUAACACCGUCGUUUAUUAAAAAAUGAGCCCA